AUGAGCGACUCUAGGGCCAUGCCAAAGCGCGCACUCUCAUUGGAGGACCUAGUGAACCACGAUGACAAGGCUGAACAACGCGGCACUCCCAAUCUGAACCCCAUUCCAGCCGACGAAAUCAAGAAACGGUUAAGCGUCGAUGGCCUCACUGCCGGCUCGCAACUCAAGCAGGAGCCUCAAGAUGAUUUCAGCGACCUAAACGAGGAAACAGAUACGGAUGACGAAGUGCCCGGAGCUGGUGACGUGGUGUUCGAAAAUGGCGACUUCAAAUUCGACUACGACAAGCAAGAAAGUCAGAACGCGGCCAAGAAAUUGCAGAAUCCGCGACUCGAUGACGCGGUAAAACACGAGUCCGACGUGCGUGAUAUCUUCCAAGAAAAGAUGUCGACCCAAUCUAAGCGGAACAACAUCAAGAAGGAUCUAAAUGUUCUCCAUGAAAUUGCAGCGACAGCGAAACCCAGCAGGUAUCGUGUGGCACCCAUAUGGGCACAGAAGUGGAAACCCACCAUAAAAGCACUCCAAAGCAUCGACACCAAAGAUUUCAAAAUCGACGUUUCUUUCACCAACAUAAUACCUGAUGAUGACUUGACAAAAUCCGUGCAGGACUGGGUGUACGCGACUAUAAUUUCUAUCCCGCCAGACCAACGACAAUUCAUUGAAAUGGAAAUGAAGUUUGGUAUUAUUGUUGAGGGCAGCGAUUCCAACAGAGUGAGCCCCCCCGUGUCUUCCCAAACCGUAUAUACAGAGAUGGAUGCCCACCUAACUCCAGACGUGGACGAGCGAGUAUUCACAGAACUGAAAAAAUACAUCAAGGGUGUGUCGGAGCUAAACGAAAAUCACGGCAAAUUCAACAUUAUCGAAUCUCAUACGACUGACGCCUUGUACAGGGUAGGAUUAUCGACUCAAAGACCUCGUUUCCUGCGGAUGAGUAAAGACGUCAAGACGGGACGUGUGGGGCAGUUCAUAGAAAAAAGACACGUAUCACAGCUGCUACUAUUUUCUCCCAAAGACAGUUACGACGUGAAAAUAUCCAUUAACCUCGAAUUACCCGUCGCAAAUAAUGACCCGCCUGAAAAAUACAAAGAUCACACUCCAGUAAAUACCAGGACAAAACAACGUGUGAGUUAUAUUCACAACGAUUCGUGCACUAGAAUAGAUAUUACGAAAGUGGCCAAUCAUAAUCAAGGUGUGAAACAAAGACACACUGAGGACACGCAUGAGAUUGAGUUGGAAGUAAACACUGCAGCUCUGCUCACAGCCUUUGAGAAUAUUGCUCAUGAUAGCAAGGAGUACGCUUCCGUCCUGAGAACAUUCUUGAACAAUGGCACGAUCAUCAGAAGAAAAUUAACUUCUCUUUCUUACGAAAUUUUUGAAGGUCAAAAGAAGGUGUAA
Messenger RNA from Lachancea fermentati, 1392 nucleotides. Lineage: Eukaryota; Fungi; Ascomycota; Saccharomycetes; Saccharomycetales; Saccharomycetaceae. The record is from the annotation of a GenBank genome assembly.